AUAUUCUGUUAGUUCUUGUUUCAGUAUACUUGUUGAUCUUCUUGAUUCUUGGAUUUUGUUCAUAUGGACACCUCUUUAGGAGGGGUGACGAUUAUCAGAAGAUACCUAUAUGAGGUAUUCUAAAUUCUUGUCUCUUGCAAGUGUUAAAUUAUGUAUCCUUGAUGCCUUAGCUUUGACUUGGCUCUAGGAUGUCUAGGCUAAGCAGAUUGUAGCCUCCAUGAGCUACGAGGUAAAGGGGUAGUCCUCGAAAUACUUGAUACCUUAGAGUUUUGUUCCAAGUGAAAUGGUUCUUUGAUCUGGCUGCUUGGAUUUUUGUUUGCCCUUUUAAUUAGAAGACAGUAAUCUUCUAAGCAUCUUGAUUCCAGCCAUUGCUUUGUUCUAUUAAUUAAUUCUAGUACUUGAGGUGCUAGAUCUUGACAUUCUGAUUAUAUCUGCUCUUGAAUCCGUGUUCUGAUUGUCAUUAUUGAAAUCUCUUUUGUGGGCUUAAUCCUUGAAUUCUAUUGCUUGUUUCAUGGUUAACUUUUGUUUCUCAAUUUUGACUACUUGGUUAAAUUUGAUCUUGAUUCUUGGUGAAUGCCGUUUUGUUGUUGAAUUUUUUGAGGCAUUCUACCUUGCACUCUUAUGUUCCGGUAUUCUUCCAAGCAUUCCUAUUUUCCAUUGAUUUUAUUCUGUUGCAGUUCUUGAGAUUCUUACAUGUCUUUUGAUGGGUCUAGCUUUUAACUAUUGUUAAUUACUAAAAUCUGUUUCUUGAUUCUUGUUGCUUUGUUAAACAUGACCUUACUCAUUGGUUGACCUUUUGUGGCAGAAUUUAUAAGGCAUCCAUGCACUUGUUCAUUUAUUCAUGAUCCAUAUAUCCAUUGGAUGCUCAUCCGUCUUUGAUAGAGUUCAAAUUUUUUUGUACUCGUCUUUAAAUCCAUGCCAUUCUUUGUCAACUUGUCUUGUGAUGGGUUCGAAGCGUAACCCCACAAUUGUUCUUUUGUGGCUUUGGCAGGAUUUAUUUUAUUCCUUGUGCUUUCCGUAUUACCCCAGCCUCCAGUAGCUUAUUUGAUGGCAAAUCUUGUUAAGUAGUUAGUGUUCUGCUUUUGUGAUUAGUUGUGAUUUGAUAUCAGAGUGGCGCAGCGGAAGCGUAACAGGCCGUGUUCUGUUCCUAGAAAGUGGUGAGGCAUUUGUUUUGUCUCGGAUUGUGUGAAGCCUUUCACCACUUGAUAUGGUCCUCAAUUUGAGUUUUGGGGACAAAACUCCUUUUUAGGAGGGGUGGAUGUAAUACCCCAAAAUUUUGUGCUAUUUUAGCAUUUAAGUAAGGGUUUUUGUGUGAGAAAAUAUUGUUUUGGGCCUAAUAGCCAACAUUCCCAAACUCGAGGGACUUAAAAG
Messenger RNA from Rubroshorea leprosula, 1371 nucleotides. NCBI's taxonomy places the organism in Eukaryota, Viridiplantae, Streptophyta, Magnoliopsida, Malvales, Dipterocarpaceae. The record is from the annotation of a GenBank genome assembly.